Molecule: messenger RNA, 1575 nt
Organism: Camelina sativa (false flax)
Lineage: Eukaryota; Viridiplantae; Streptophyta; Magnoliopsida; Brassicales; Brassicaceae
Source: RefSeq, a predicted model, not a curated record
AUGAAAGCCUUCUGUAACUCGACGAGUAUCAUUCCUGUUACUCUUUGUUUUAUUUUCUUUUCCAUUUAUUAUUUCGAAGACGUGCUUGCGGCUCCUCCUACUACUAGGCAGCAUUUUUUGUGUCGUCCCGAACAAAGGGAUGCACUUCUCGCUUUCAAAAACGAGUUUCAUAUUGGGAGGCUUUCUCGUGCUUGUUCAAAUGGUAAUCGGAAGACGGAGUCAUGGAGGAAUAACAGCGACUGUUGUAGUUGGGAGGGUAUCACGUGCAAUGCCAAAUCCGGAGAUGUGGUCGAGCUAGACCUUAGCGGCAUCGUUCUCCAUGGCCAGUUUCAUUCUAAUAGUAGUCUUCAAAACCUUCCUUUUCUAACCACUCUUGACCUUUCAAGUAACGAUCUUGCUGGCCAAAUCCCAGAUUUCAUUGGAAACCUUUCUAAUCUUAUUAAUCUCCGCCUUUCGGGAAAUAAUUUCAGUGGUCGGAUUCCGUCUUCUAUUGGAAACCUUUCUCAACUCACCCAUCUCUCCCUUUCUAUAAACAAUCUCGUUGGUGAAAUCCCAUAUUCAAUUGGAAAGCUUUCUCAUCUCACCUAUCUCGACCUUUGGGAAAACAAUCUCGUUGGUGAAAUUCCAUCUUCUUUUGGCAAUCUAAACCAGUUGGCCAGCUUAGAUGUUUCUUCCAACAAGCUGAGUGGAAACUUUCCCAUUGUACUAUUGAAUUUGACAGGGUUGUCAGUUUUAUAUAUGUACAAAAAUCAGUUCAGUGGCGCCCUUCCUCCUAAUAUCACUUCACUAUUAAACUUGAGAAGUUUUGUAGCAAGCCGCAACGCUUUCACUGGAACUAUCCCUUCUCCUCUCUUCACCAUUCCUUCUUUGGCUGGAAUUCAUUUGAGUGAUAACCAACUCAACGGCACUCUUGAGUUUUGGAAUAUAUCUUCAUCAUCUAACCUACAAAGGUUAAGCAUUGGCAAGAACAACUUCAAAGGGCCAAUCCCGAGAUCCAUUUCCAAAUUUGUCAACCUUCAGACACUUGAGCUUUCUCAUUUCGACACCCAAGGCCGCCCAGUUGACUUUAGUAUCUUCUCGCCUCUCAAAUCACUCGAUAGUCUUGACCUACCCUAUUUGAACACCACCACUACGAUUGACUUGAAUGAUAUCUUAUCAUAUUCCAAAAGCCUCUCUUUCUUAGAUCUCUCAGGCAACCAUGUUUCAACAACAAACAAGAGUUCAGUUUCAAAUCCCCCUUCACAGGAGAUAUAUGCUUUGAGCUUAUCAGGCUGCGGUAUCACCGAGUUUCCAGCAGAGCUCCUAAGAACCCAACAUGAAAUGUGGUUUCUAGACAUCUCCAACAACAAAAUCCAAGGUCAAGUUCCUGGCUGGUUAUGGACUCUACCAUAUUUGAAUUACGUGAAUCUUUCCAACAACACUUUCAUCGGUUUCCAAAGAGCAAAGAAGAAACAAGGACUAUCCUCUGUCCUGAAACCAUCUAUGGUUCACUUGCUUGGCGCCAACAACAACUUCACCGGAAAGAUUCCUUCUUUCAUAUGCGAGUUGCGUUCUCUAGAGACUCGAUUUAUCUGA